Medicago truncatula (barrel medic) is the source of this 507-nucleotide messenger RNA. Its product is annotated as receptor-like protein 9DC3. The transcript has a single exon. NCBI's taxonomy places the organism in Eukaryota, Viridiplantae, Streptophyta, Magnoliopsida, Fabales, Fabaceae. The record is from RefSeq and is a predicted model, not a curated record. The coding region runs from base 1 to 489 and encodes 162 amino acids. Gene Ontology annotation, molecular function: protein binding.
AUGUGUGGUCUAUAUUUAAGAUUGGUUAGAGUGCAUAUUGUCGAACAUCGACAUUCUCUUAAAGGCCUUAACCUCUUAAAAAAUGGAAUCAAAAGUACCAUUCCACAAUCUUUGAGUAAAUUGAGAAAUUUAGAGUGGUCGGACCUCUCAAGAAACCAAUUGACCGGUGAAAUUCCCGUGACUUUGACAAAUUUGAAUUUCCUCUCUGUCUUAAACCUUUCACAAAACCACCAUGAGGGAAUCAUACCUGCAGGUCAACAGUUUGGUACAUUUGGAAAUGAUUCCUAUGAAGGGAAUACAAUGUUAUGUGGAUAUCCAUUGUCUAAGCCAUGCAAAAAUGAGGAAGAUCUUCCACCAUAUUCAACAACUGAUGAUCAAGAGGAAUCAGGAUUUGGCUGGAAAGCUGUGGUGAUCGGAUAUGGAUGUGGGGCAAUAUUCGGGUUGCUAUUGGGAUAUAAUCUAUUCUUCUUCACUGGAAAACCUGAAUGACUUCUUAGACUUGUUGGC